AUGGAUGUCGACUUGGCAAGUGUCGAAGUAGUCUUUGCUCAGAAGUUGGCAUGUGGCGAACCAGCCACUCGUCAACGAGCUCUUCGUGUUCUGCACGAUUGGAUUCGUGAUCAGUCUGCAAAGAAACCAUUCGACGAAGCAGAUUUGAUGCGAUUGUGCAAAGGACUUCAUUAUGUGAUGUGGAUGCAAGAUAAGAUGAUGCUCCAAGAAGAACUGGCCGACCGAAUCGGAGGACUUAUUAAUAUUUUCACAUCGGAAGAUGAAAAAGUUCGAUUUGUUGCCUGCUUCUUGAAAAGUCUUUCGAACGAGUGGCCACAUAUUGAUCGGUGGAGAAUGGACAAGUUCCUUAUGGAAGUUCGUCGUAUGGUCCGUUCUUGCUUCGCUCAUCUUGCCGGUUUGAAAUGGAAGAAAGAGAUUCGUGAUCAGUAUUGGAACGUUUUCCAAAAAACUACUAUCUCUGCAGAUAAAUCUUUCAAUGAAGCACUGAAAUUCCAUUUCGCUUCGAUUCUUCUCGAUGAGCUAGACGCAGCAGGUGGUUUGACGAAGAAACAAGUGACUGCUUGUCUAAAACCGUACAUCGAACUCAUCGGUGAUAAGGACAUCAGUGAAUACUUAUUCACAUCUCUUUACGAUGAAAUCUUCAAAACAAUUCUACAACAAAAGAGUGACAUGGUGUCAGCGGCCGAGGAAGGAGAAGAAAUGGAGCAAGAAGCUGGAAUCGAGUUCAGUUAUAAAGAAAUUGGAGCGAUGCUGUUUGAGGUUGGAAAGAAAGAGCAUCUGAAUGCCAAGAGAAGAAAGAAGAUUUACGAUUUGGUGAAGAAAUUCGACAAAUGUGCUCGCGGGCAAGAUCCACUUCAUUUUGAAGCUCCUGCACCAGCCGAAAAGCUGACAAAGAACGAUUAUGAAGAAGCCGAGAAGAAAGCAGUUGAAUUGGCCAAAAGUUUCAAAGAGGAGAAGAAAAAAGCUAGAAAGGUGAAAAGUCUGAUCAAGAAACGAGCUCGUGAAGCUGCCGAAGCAGCACAGAAAGAAAGUGGCGAUGUGGAGGUUCCAGAAGACGAGAUCUCCGAAGUUAAGAAGAAGAGUGGAAAGACGACGGCGAUUCCUAAAGUGAAAAAGGGGAAACCACUACUGAAAGCUAAAGGAGUUGGGAAGAAACAGAUGUUGGGUCAGAAGAAGAAGAAAGGAGGGAAGAAAAAUUGA
Molecule: messenger RNA, 1200 nt
Organism: Caenorhabditis briggsae
Lineage: Eukaryota; Metazoa; Nematoda; Chromadorea; Rhabditida; Rhabditidae
Exons: 5
Coding region: 1-1200 (399 amino acids)
Biological process (GO): rRNA processing
Cellular component (GO): preribosome, small subunit precursor; preribosome, large subunit precursor; nucleus
Source: RefSeq, a predicted model, not a curated record